Coffea eugenioides is the source of this 858-nucleotide messenger RNA. RefSeq lists its product as uncharacterized. The record is from RefSeq and is a predicted model, not a curated record. The transcript has 3 exons. NCBI's taxonomy places the organism in Eukaryota, Viridiplantae, Streptophyta, Magnoliopsida, Gentianales, Rubiaceae. Bases 1 to 858 code for a protein of 285 amino acids.
AUGGUGAACGUGUUUACAAUAGUAAAGCCGAUUGUGCAUGGAGUGAUGAAGCUGGCUGGUAUUACACCCCACAAGGUGGAGAUCGAACCGGGGACGAUCAUGAAGUUUUGGGUCCCAACCCAAGUCGUCAGCCACCAAAACCAAAGACCAUCAACAAAUAAGCCGCCGGUGGUACUUAUUCAUGGAUUCUUCGCCGACGGCAUUCUUACGUGGCUUUUCCAAGUUCUGGGCUUGACAAGAAACUACGCCGUUUACGUCCCUGACCUCCUUUUCUUCGGGGACUCCAUCACCGGCAGACCUGAACGGACGGCGGAUUUUCAGGCCAAGUGCUUGGCCAAAGGGUUGAUGAAGCUGGGAGUGGAGAGGUGCAGCGUGGUGGGGUUUAGCUAUGGAGGGAUGAUUGCAUUCAAACUGGCGAAACUGUAUCCUGACUUGGUGGAAUCCAUGAUUGUGUCCGGAUCAGUUCCGGAGUUGACGGAAUCAAUCAGCAUGGCGACAUUGGAGAAGCUUGGGUUCUCGAACUGGUCGGACAUUUUGUUGCCGGAAACAGUGCAGGGACUCAGACGGCUUCUUUCAAUCGGGAGCUACUCAAGCUUAUUCUCCAGGUUUCCUAAUUUCAUCUUUAAGGAUUUUCUCCAGGCUAUGUUCCACAGCAGGAAAGAGAGAACGGAGCUUCUGGAGGCAAUGGUUGUCCCCGACCAGGAGUUUACACCCACAGCGUAUUCCCAGGGAAUUGAAAAACAAGGCCAGCUUGUACUGCAUAGAGAACGCCGGACACAUUUCUCAUCUAGAGCGACCCUGCAUUUACAACAACCACCUCAAGAAAAUUCUUCAGUCCCUCCACCUGUGAAAAUUUAA